GAUGGCCCUGCCCUGUGGAGUGUUGUGCCUCCUUAUCAGUUUAGGUGAAGCUAGGAAAAGCGAACAACAGAAAAAAGAAUGGCCACUGCAGUUGGAAGAGGACUCCAUAUUCCCCCAUGUAAUUCUUUACCUUUCAUUUCUAAGACUGCGUUAAAGCACUCAUUUGGAGUAGUGACGAAGCAGACAUGGCCUGUCCAAACAGGAAAAACUCGAAGUCGUACUCUCGUGAUGGCUCAGGCCCAAGUACGCCCAACAUGGCUUCCGGGGCUUGACCCUCCGCCACACCUCGAUGGAAGUAAUGCUUUCGUUCCAAACAGUUUGGCUGGGGAUUAUGGGUUUGACCCACUUGGGCUCGGAGAGGACCCAGAAAGUCUGAGGUGGUAUGUUCAAGCAGAGCUUGUUCAUGCUCGCUUUGCCAUGCUUGGAGUCGCAGGAAUUCUUCUAACAGAUUUGCUGCGUGUAGCAGGGGUCAGCAAUUUACCACUUUGGUACAAAGCAGGUGCAAUUAAGUAUGGAUUUGCCAAUACAGAAACUUUGUUCAUUGUCCAACUAAUCUUGAUGGGAUUUGUUGAAACAAAAAGAUACAUGGAUUUUGUUAGUCCUGGAUCUCAAGCCAAGAAAGGAUCAUUUUUUGGAUUGGAGGUUGCUUUAGAGGGUCUAGAACCUGGAUAUCCGGGUGGCCCUUUACUCAAUCCUCUUGGUUUGGCAAAAGAUAUAAAGAAUAGUCAGGAAUGGAAGCUUAAGGAGAUUAAAAAUGGACGGCUUGCAAUGAUGGCCAUGCUUGGCUUCUUUGUGCAAGCUUCUGUAACUCAUGUCGGGCCAGUUGAUAAUCUUUUGGAGCACCUCUCUGAUCCAUGGCACAAAACUAUUAUUCAAACCUUAGCUAACUCUAGUUCUUGAAUAGCAAAUAUUGAAGAAUUAUAUCUCUCAAGACAUCAUUCUCCAUUAUACAUUUAUUUAGUCAUACCUUGCUGUACACAUUUAUGAGUAAUAAUUUUAAUACAAGCUGCAUUCUUUCACGGCU
Humulus lupulus (European hop) is the source of this 1024-nucleotide messenger RNA. RefSeq names its product photosystem I chlorophyll a/b-binding protein 5, chloroplastic-like. NCBI's taxonomy places the organism in Eukaryota, Viridiplantae, Streptophyta, Magnoliopsida, Rosales, Cannabaceae. Gene Ontology annotation, cellular component: membrane. The coding region runs from base 79 to 900 and encodes 273 amino acids. The transcript is spliced from 6 exons. Gene Ontology annotation, biological process: photosynthesis, light harvesting in photosystem I; response to light stimulus. The record is from RefSeq and is a predicted model, not a curated record.